Messenger RNA from Nycticebus coucang (slow loris), 425 nucleotides. Its product is annotated as androgen-binding protein homolog. Lineage: Eukaryota; Metazoa; Chordata; Mammalia; Primates; Lorisidae. Bases 81 to 425 code for a protein of 114 amino acids. The record is from RefSeq and is a predicted model, not a curated record. The transcript is spliced from 3 exons.
AUGGGCUAGUCUCAGGGAGCCAGCAGUUUAUAAGGCAGCAGAAACCCUGCUGUGAGCAGAGCCUUCCAGCAGCCAACACCAUGAAGGGGGCACUGCUUAUGCUGGCCUUGCUGGUGACCGGAGAGCUGAGCUUCAAGACGGCAGAAGCUUGCCCUCUUUUCUACUUAGUCUUUGGUGCACUUGGCCUUGGAGACAAGCACAUAUUGGACACCAUCCUCGAUAAGGUCAAGGCUACUGAACCAGAAAAGGCAGCCUUUGAAAAAGUCCAGGAAUGCUACAAUGAGGGGGGUAUCAAAGCCAAGACAUUGGAUCUGCUUGCCAUGGGCUCCAUCACCAUUAGUCCAGCAUGCCUCAGCUUCGCAGGAAAAGAGCUAAAGGAAGAUGUCAAAAAAGGACUUUCCAAACUGAACCCUUUUUCGAGAUGA